Molecule: messenger RNA, 1430 nt
Organism: Guyanagaster necrorhizus
Lineage: Eukaryota; Fungi; Basidiomycota; Agaricomycetes; Agaricales; Physalacriaceae
Product: HAD-like protein
Exons: 6
Coding region: 123-1304 (393 amino acids)
Source: RefSeq, a predicted model, not a curated record
CACGACGCUCCAUCGGAUAUGCUGCACGACGUAUGUCACAGAUACCGCCAGGGCCUCCAAAGCCUCCACAGAAAGACGCACAGGACCACCCUCCGCCCAGCUCAUUCCCCAGCCUUGAUAUCAUGCCAACAGAAGAACAGGAAGAACCUCGGCGGACGGGUGCACGGUCGCGGGACUCGGUAACAUCUGCAGAGGCUCAGCGGAAGCAGGUAGGAAGGAUCUCGGCUGUUCUAUUAGCGGUGCUGUUUGGAUUCAAUGUCGCGUACAUGUCGAGAGACUGGAGUGAAGAUGAAUUGAAGGACAAAAGAUUGACUUCCGAAAAUGCUCCUUCAACACGAUGGGGAAGAACGAAGGCGCGGUUCAAGUAUAUGCUGGGGUUCUUCAGUGAACCUGCAUGGCCAGAACUUCUGCCUCCCCCAUAUCCAGCUCCGCACCAAAAACCAUAUACAUUAAUUGUAUCUAUCGACGACCUACUAGUUACUUCGAUAUGGGAUCGUCAACAUGGAUGGCGAACGGCAAAACGACCUGGCGUAGACUAUUUCCUUGCUUAUAUCUCUCAAUUCUAUGAAGUGGUAAUAUUUACUACUCAACAUCUUUAUACUGCCGCACCUAUACUCGAUAAACUGGACAAAUACGGAUUUUUCAUAUCCCACCGUCUCCAUCGAGAAGCCACCAGGUCGCUGAACGGACAUGUUGUAAAGGACUUAUCAUAUCUUAAUCGCGAUUUGUCAAAAGUUGUCGUCCUCGACACGAACGCAGAGCACGUUUCCACCCAUCCAGAGAACGCGAUAAUACUCCCCAAAUGGCAUGGGAACGAAAACGAUCGCGGACUGGUAGCUAUGAUCCCCUUCUUAGAAUCAUUAGCCAUCUACAAACCCGCCGACGUCCGUCCUAUCAUAUCGGCGUAUCAAGGGAAGGAUAUCCCCCUGGAAUACGCCAAGAAGGAGGCAGAGGGAAAACAGAGGCAUGUCGAUGAAUGGAAGAAGAAGAAGGGCUCACCGAAUCCUUUUGCCGCCAUGUUUGGCCUGGGCAGCCACACUGAGCCAGUACCACUGACCUAUCUCGAGCAGAAGCGGAAGGAGGCCCAGCGCAACUACCUGGAGGAGCAGGCAUACAUUGAGAAAAAUCGGGAACAGCUGGACAAGUUGCUGGAGCAGGACCGGCAGAUGAUGGCGGCCCAAGUGCCCGGCAAUCUGUGGGACGCUAUCGACCAAAUGAAGGGUGGGCCUCCCAAGUCCAGUGUAGAGGUGGGUAAAGAAGAGAAGGGCAAGGAAGCCCAAUCUCCUGCGCCUUCUGCGAAGUGAAGAACGUUGAUUGCAUUCACACCCAUCUCAAUACAUUAGAUUUUCAUGGAACCAUAGGCAUUAAGAAUAAUCAACUGUUAACACAGCGUAUACAAUAUAAUAAACACAAGAAAGCUUGGACAUACC